Molecule: messenger RNA, 5569 nt
Organism: Nilaparvata lugens (brown planthopper)
Lineage: Eukaryota; Metazoa; Arthropoda; Insecta; Hemiptera; Delphacidae
Gene: Rbcn-3B
Product: WD repeat-containing protein 7
Exons: 31
Coding region: 201-4700 (1499 amino acids)
Cellular component (GO): cytoplasm
Molecular function (GO): protein binding
Source: RefSeq, a predicted model, not a curated record
GAUCACAAGUCAGCUGACAACCGUCUGUAGAAGAGAUGCCACAGAUUAGAACUGUCUACUGAAAUAACCACUGAACUUAUUAUUUUUGAUAACAAUAUAGGUAGAAAAUAGACUUUGAUCUGACAGUAAUAUUGUUUCAUUAAUAUGUUUUAUGGAAAAUCCUUUUGAGUAACUCAAUUUGUAAAACUAUAAGCUGCAACAUGUCAGCUACAAACUUGGUGAUACCUGUGGUUUUGUGGGGAAAGGCGGCGCCCACACACUGCAUAUCAUGCAUACACCUCUCACGUGAUCAGAAGACUCUGAUUACUGGAUGCUACGAUGGCCAGAUUUGCCUUUGGCAUGUCGAUCCCGAUACACUGAAGAUGACUCCCAGAUGCCUGCUAGUGGGUCAUACAGCUCCCAUAUUGUGCUUGGCCAAAGCCAGUGUUAUUGUUGACAACAAUUUUAUCGUGAGCUCUUCUGAAAGUGGGGAAAUGUGCACUUGGGAUCUGGUGGAUGGGAAAUGUCGAGAAGUAACCAAGCUCCCUUACGUCCAUACAAACAUGCAGGCUUAUCAUAUGAAUGGCUGUGAUGAUAUCCGACUCUUCUGUAAUGGUUACUAUGCGGAAGUGCUGGUGAUGGAUCCAUUCAGCCUCGAAAUACUAUUCCAACUGUCUUCUAAAGUCAAUCCGGAUUGGAUCAGUGCUCUGCAUGUUUUGAGACCAGUUAAAAGGAAAGAGGAUGUAGUGUUGGCAUUAACUACCAAUGGAACAGUGAAAGUGUGGACCCUGUCUGGUAGUGAAUGCAAACAGAAUGAGCCAUUCUUCGAGAACGAAAGCAAGCAGAUCCGUUGCUUAAAUGCGCUUUCCAUGAGCUGUUGUUCUCAAAACCAGCGUACUGUCCUCAUAGUCUGUUCCAAAUACUGGCAGAUCUAUGACGCGGGUGACUUUUCAGUGCUGUGCUCAGUGAUAUCGCCGAGAGGCGAGCGAUGGAUGGCCGGAGAGUUCCUCACUCCCGACCGAGUCCUAGUGUGGACGGACGAGGGAAAAGGUUAUAUGUACAAACUGCCCGCCAACAAGCUGAAAGGGCGGACGCUUGAGAAUUGCAGUGUAGCUGAUAGCAAAGAGUUCCAUAAAACAUCAGGCGCUGAUGAUACACCAUUCCUCUAUGGCAUGUUAGCUGUUACCCCAGAAAAGCCUCUUUCAUGUCCUCCAGCAAUGGUUUAUUUCGAUUCUCCGUCGCUUGGCAAACUACUGUUGCGUGGUGACUCUGAAGGAAUCAUUGUCGUUUGGAAAGUGCCAGAUAUUUCCGAUAAUCAGCUACCUCAAAUCAAACAUAAUACAUCCGCAAAACCGCCAGGAGUUACCCCGUUUAUGAACACCAGUCUAACCAAGGCAUGGGCAGCAAUGAAACCCCAUCCUGUUGGAAUUCUUGACCAACUGGAUUGCGGUGAGAUGGGCGGAAUCCGGCUGACAGCAAGCAUCUACCUGCCGCAGCAGAGCCGACUGGUGGUGGGCAGGGAAGACGGCAGCAUUGUCAUUGUGCCCGCCACGCAGACUGUCAUGCUGCAGCUGCUCCAUGGAAGCCAUCAGCAGUACGAUGAUUGGCCGCCUCAUCAGGUUCUUCUGGGCCAUGCGGGCAGAGUGAAUUGUCUGCUGUACCCACAUCACGUGACCACGCGCUACGACAAGGCGCACCUGGUGUCAGGAGGGGUCGACUUUGCCGUCUGCCUGUGGGACCUCUACGCGGGAACCCUGCUUCAUAGAUUCAGUGUUCACGCCGGUGAAAUAACUCAGUUACUGGUUCCUCCAAACAGCUGCAGUACUCGAGUUGGGAAAUGUGUGUGUUCGGUGGCCAGUGACCAUUCGGUGACACUGUUGAGUCUGACCGAGAGGAAAUGCGUUGUGUUGGCAUCCCGUCAUCUGUUCCCUGUUGUCACCAUCAAGUGGCGGCCUCUGGACGACUUCAUGAUAAUCGGCUGCUCUGAUGGCACCGUCUACGUUUGGCAAAUGGAGACAGGACACCUGGACAGAGUGCUGCAUGGAAUUGGAGCAGAAGAGGUGUUGUACGCAUGUGAUGAAAACACAGCGACGGCCAGCAGCAGCGGCGAGACGGCGGGAUUGGCCAAUCCGGCCGUACAUUUCCUUCGCGGUCUAAGGCACAGGAACAUGUCCGCCAUUCGGCAUGCGACUCAGAGAGGCCUACAUCAGCUGCAACAGCUUAGUCACCACAGCCACCAUGAUGGCAGUGAUCAUCAGAAGGCACGAGCAUUCCCUCUCAUGAUUCAAGGCCUGCGAACUAAUCCUAAAGAUGCCGAAAGUCACAUCCUUUGUUUCGAUAUUGAAGCUCUAAUAGUGCAAUUGCUGAGUGAAGAGUACAGUGCCAUGUCGCCCGGAACACUGGAGUCCCAGGGCUUGAUCAGUGCUUCUGAGUACCAGAAGGUGGCUGCCCUCACUCAGUCUGCAUCUCCAGACGCCCACAAAAAAAUUGCAGACUUCUUUGGCAAAGUGAAAGAUAAGGCCGGGGAUGUAGAACGCAUUCUCAAAGAGAAAGACAAACAUGGAAUCAUCGCGAAAAUGAAGGAGGGUGCUGAGAACGUACAAACUAAACUGCAAGCCAAAGCCGAAAGUGUUGGAUUCAGGCCUAUCAACAUCGAUGGCACGAGAGGAACAAACGGCAACGAGAUGAGUCGAGCGAAGGUGUGCGAGGCGAAUCUGACGAUGGAGAUCGCUCAGCUGCUGUUGUCUCUGCUGCAUGGCUGGGGCAUCGAUCCUGAGUUGGACUACGUCUGCGAGGGCAAGCUCGGUCUGCUCAGGCCAAUGGUGCCUGUCUCGUUCGGAGUUCUCUCAAAAGGAGGUUACAUGAGUCUUCUCCUGCCAACUUGUCAGCUGCUGAAAAUGGAUGCUGUGAGGCAAAGCAUCCCAAGCUCAUUGGAGGCGGACUUGCCGCGCGAAAUGGUGGAGCUGGAAAGAGCCACUCGCCUCUUCACUGAACAAACCCACUGGGAGCUCAGCACAACUGUUACCACAAACCAUCUUCUAGCCAUCAUUGCUCUGUCCAAUACCCUUAUGUCGAUGAACAAUGCAUCUUUUGUCGCUGAACAGGAGAGAAAUCGAAAAUUACAAAGACAAAGCACAAGGAGUCAGAUUAGUUGGAAGCCGGACGAAGCUACUGAGGAUUUGAUAAGUGCCCAACAAGCGCAAAUCAAACAGGGCUGGUCCCGACUUGCAACACUUCAUUGUGUUCUGUUACCAGACAAGGUCAUCCAUAAGGGUAGCAAGACCUUCAAGAGGCCGCAAAUUGAGAUGAUGGCUAGGAGGUGGCAACAUCAUUGUCUCGAGGUGCGUGAGGCGGCUCAAGCUCUGCUACUCGCCGAGCUGGGCCGCAUCGGAACGAAAGGGAGGAAAGCGCUGGUGGAUGCCUGGGCACAAUUUCUGCCCGUGUUCGAGAGUGAGGCCAAGAAUCAGCCGGCCAACAUGCAGCCAUCGCCGCCCCAGCCUCAAUCGCCCCAGGAUGGAAACGGCCAUGAUAGCAAUCCAACGAGUACACAUGAAGAGGAAGACGAGGAAGAGGAAGAAGGAGCUGAAGAGCUGUGCAUCAGGAAACCGUCUUCAAUGUCCGAGCUGAAGCGCAAGGAGACGACUGCAGUGGUUCUGCUGGGAGUGAUAGGAGCCGAAUUCGGCCAGGAUGUUGGAGAAGGCACGAAGACUCGUCGCUCCGAGGACCAGAGGCGCAAAAGCUCUGUUGUCGAAGGCUUUGGCAUCGGAAAUAACAAUCUGGCUCGACUCACAAGUAUAGCCUUGACACGUCUACUGUUGACUCCACCGUCGCAGCGAUUCCCCGCGCACACCCCUUUGCGCAGAGCUGCCAUCGAUCUGAUUGGUCGAGGCUUCACCGUCUGGGAGCCCUACAUUGAUGUCAGCAAAGUCCUUCUCGGCUUGCUCGAGCUCUGCUGCGAUGCUGACAAACUCGUUCCAAGUAUGAGCUACGGCCUGCCGCUGACCCCAGCAGCCGACUCGUGUCGGACGGCGCGUCACGCUCUCACUCUGAUCGCCACCGCACGCCCCGCCGCUUUCAUCACCACCAUGGCCAGAGAGGUGGCUCGUUACAAUACACUGCAACAGAAUGCGCAAACUCUGAAUGUCAACUUGAAUAAUGUUGUGUUGCAUAGAGCCAAGCCUGAAAUAUUGCGUGGCGUCGAAUUACUGAUUGAGAAGAUGCAUGCUGAAAUGACUGAAUUGUUGGUAGAGGUGAUGGACGUGAUUCUGCACUGUGUCGACCCGGGGCACCUGAAAGUGCGUGGCCUCGAUGAAGUCUUCCCCGCCAUUUGUAAAUUCCACCAAGUCAGCCAUUGCUCAGCCACUCGUAGAAUAGCCGUAGGCGCCAAAAAUGGAAAUAUCGCUUUGUAUGAACUACGAUCAGCUAAAUGUCAGCUUAUUCCUGCUCAUGGUUGUGCCAUAACAGCGUGUGCUUUCUCGCCUGACGGCAAAUUUCUGGUCUCGUACGGAUGCGGCGAGAAUCGGCUCUCGUUCUGGCAGACGUCAACUGGUAUGUUCGGAUUGGGUAACAGCCAGACCAAGUGCACGAAAUCAUACAGCACGUCUCCAAUAGCAGAGAUGUCAAGGUUGAACCCUAUGAGAGUUGCAAAGCUAGUUUGGAUGAAUAAUAGGACUGUUGCCUUGAUGCUAGCUGAUGGCUCUGAAACACGCUUCAAUGUUUAGAGACUUCUCUCUUCAUUUCAACAUUUUAAAGUUAGUCCCCGAAAUGCAACCCACCAUACCAAUGUUUAUUGAAUAUAAAUGUAUAUCAACUUUAAAUAGUUGAAGAGUUAUAAAUAAUUCUACUAAAAUUUGCUCCACCUAGUCGAGGCAUUGAUUUUCAAGACUCCAUGAAAUUUGUUUUAUACAGAGACCGGUAGAGAAAGCGGUUGGAACGUUAAAUUCAAUUUAUUGCGAAUAACUGGAUUGAAUAGCUUAUUUGACUUCCCGGGGACAUGAAAAAUAUCGAAAUAUCAAUCUUACAUUCCUCAUUCCACUUUUUAUUUUUAAUUUGGAAUUUUCAAUUUACAGUUUUGUAUCUCUUGAAACACUAGAUAUUAUUACUAAUUGUCUUUGAAAGCUAUUGUACUGUUAAGUGAUGUGUCAUAUUACAAUUAAUGUGAAAUGUGAAAGCACAUUAUUGUAUUCAUAAUAAAGUUUUAAUGUAUAAUAACUGUAUAAGUAAUAUUAUAUGAGACCGUUGAAGUAUUUAGUGUAUAGAUUUGUUAUUCUGCCAUUAUUCUUAAUGAAUGCUAAUGUACUAUAAAUCAAAACUGCAUUAUUGAGAUACUAUCGUCUCAUUUCUGAUAAUAAUUUGUAUUAAUAAAUGCAAUUAGAGGUUAGUAGUUGAAAUUGUAUUUAUAACGCAUACAUAACUGUAUAUUAUUCGAUAUUUAUGUAUUAGUUAUUGUUAAAAAUUGUUAAUAUAUUGUACUUAUGAUAAAGCUAGCUAGCAGGUUCACAUUGUGUAAAACGAUUCUACAGUAUUGAUGAUAUUGUCUAUAAAAAAUUGAUCACGUAUGCAGAAUACACGAUUAUGUUUUUGUUUUCAA